This is a messenger RNA of Paramisgurnus dabryanus, 2894 nucleotides long. Its product is annotated as E3 ubiquitin/ISG15 ligase TRIM25-like. The record is from RefSeq and is a predicted model, not a curated record. Gene Ontology annotation, molecular function: zinc ion binding; protein binding. Lineage: Eukaryota; Metazoa; Chordata; Actinopteri; Cypriniformes; Cobitidae.
UCAUCUGUAGAGGAAACCAUAGUUUUGCACACGUCUCUUAAAAUCAAAACCAGGAAGCAACUCUUCAACUAAGUGAAAGUGAAACUUAAGCGCUGUUUAGACCUUUUGUGUUUCUCUCCGUCAAUGCUCAUGCAAAGAAAUGGCAGAAGCCAGUAUUUCAGUGGCUCAGGAUCAGUUUACUUGUCCAAUCUGUCUGGAUCUACUGAAGAAUCCAGUGACCAUUAACUGUGGACACAGUUUCUGUAUGGACUGUAUUACAAACUGCUGGGAUCAGGAUGAUCAGAAGCGAAUCUACAGCUGCCCUCAGUGCAGACAAACCUUCACACCAAGACCUGUUUUAGGUAAGAAUGUGGUGAUUGCUGAAAUGCUUGAGAAACUGAAGAAGACAAAACUUCAAUCUGCUCCUGACUCUGCUCAUUGUUACGCUGGACCUGGAGAUGUGGAGUGUGACAUCUGUACUGAGAGAAAACUAAAAGCAGUCAAGUCCUGUCUAGUGUGUCUGAACUCUUACUGUCAAAAUCACCUCAACCAGCAUGAGAAUUUCUUUAAAGAUAAAAACCACAAAGUGAUUGAUGCCACUGAACGACUACAAGAAAUGAUCUGCAAAAAACACAAUAAACAACUAGAAAUCUACUGCCGUACUGACCAACAAUGCAUUUGUUACUUGUGUACGAUGGACUUUCACAAAAAUCACGACACCAUGACAGCUGUGACAGAGAGGACAGAGAAACAGACGCGAUUGGGAGAAACACAAAGAAAUUUAAAGCAGGGAAUUCAGGAGAGAGAGAAGAAGCUUCAGGAGCUGAGACAGACUGUGGACUCUCAUAAGCGCUCUGCACAGACAGCAGUGGAGGACAGUGAGAGGAUCUUUACUCAACUGAUCCGAUCCAUUGAGAGAAGACGAUCUGAGGUGACACAACUGAUCAGAGAUCAGGAAAAGACUGCAGUAAGUCGAGCUGAAGGAGUCAUGAAGCGUCUGGAGGAGGAGAUUGAUGAUCUGAAGAGGAGAGACGCUGAACUGGAGCAGUUUUUACAAACAGACGAUGACAUUCAUUUCCUGCAGAGUUUCAAGUCUUUCUCUCUGACUUCUGGAUCUUCAGAUGUUUCCAGCAUUACUUUCAGUUCUCUUCUCUCUUUUGAUGAUUUGGGAAAAUCUGUUUCUAAACUCAGAGAUAAACUGGAGGAUUUGUGUAAAGAUGAGAUUAAACGUAUAUCUGACAGAGUAAAAUCCCCUGAAAUUAUUUCCAAACAACCCAGAACUAGAGAGGAUUUCCUACAAUAUUCCAUUCUGCUGUGUCUGGAUCCAAACACAGUGAAUAAAAAUCUCCAGCUGUCUGAGAAGAACACUGUGGCUACUCGCACUAAAUCAGUCCAGCAGUAUCCUGAUCAUCCAGACAGAUUUAGUGAAUUAAGUGAAGUUUUGUGUAGAGAGAGUUUGUGGGGACGCUGUUACUGGGAGGUUGAGUGGAGUGGUGCUGUCAGUAUAUCAGUGUCAUAUAAGAGCAUCAGCAGGAAGGGAUCGGGUGAUGAGUGUAUAUUUGGAUAUAAUGAUCAGUCCUGGAGAUUGUUCUGCAGUGACUCCAGCUGCUUCUUCACUCACAAUAACAAAUACACUGAUCUCCCUGAAGUGUUGAGCUCCUGUAGAAUAGGAGUGUAUGUGGAUCACAGUAAAGGAUCUCUGUCCUUCUACAACAUCUCUGAUACAAUGAACCUCAUACACAGAGUCAACACCACAUUCACUAAACCACUUUAUCCUGGGUUUUGGAUCGAUCCAAACUCAACCAUAAAACUCUGCAAACUUAUAAUAUAGAAGACCGAGAUUACAUAAUAGUGUUUUUUCACAGCUUUGACCUACAUGAUUAUUUAGUAACAGUGAGAUGCUAGGAGUCUGUUAAACCAAUAGUUGAGUUUGUCUAUAUAUAACUCAACAUUGGUUAAAAGUAACUAAUUAAAAAAAAUAUUAUUAGAUGUUAUUUUUAGAUUGAUCUAAUGAAGGUUGUGGUGUAAAUGUUGGAGUGAAUGGGAAACAGUUAAUGUUAAUGUUUUUUUAAGGGGUUUUUAUGGGAUGGGAUGGAGAAAAAUUAUAACAAAUGCUCCCCAAAGAUGAAAAUGCUUUCUCUUGUGCCCUUUCAUCUGGUAUGUAUCUUCUGACAUUUACAGUAGUUGUGUAUUGAUUUAUUUCUUACUUUUUUUGCUUUCCUUAUAGUAAGCAUCAAACAAGAUCAGAUAAAACAGAUAAAAAACAACUAAUUAAUAAGCGUUUUCUAUUAUUAUUAUUUGUCCCUCAUCCCUUUAUUUCCUGCACAGAUAUAUUAUUGAAAAAAUGUUAAAGAGUAAAAAGACUUUCUGUUUGAAUUAGAGCCCGACCGAUAUGCAUUUUUUGGGGCCGAUGCCGAUACAGAUAUUAGGGAGUAAAAAAACACAGAUAACGAUAUAUCGGCCGAUAUUCUUUAUGUGUAUAUUACAGUACAGUACACAUAUACUACAGUAUAUUAUACUACAGCAGGCUACUGUACAUAUAAUACACUAUAUACGUUAACAGAAUAUACUAUAUAUAAAUACUUUUUUUGCAAUGAUCACUCACAGAUGUGGUGAUCAAACACUUAAAAUGACGUGACAAAGAUAUGUAAUAUAGGCAGGUGUGUUUUACAAGUUAACAAUAAACUUUAUUAUCCAAAAUGAUUCUGAUAUAAGUGCACAAAACAGUAAACUUGACAAAUUAUAAAUAACUUUAAAACAAAAACAAAACAAAAUACAUAUAACUUAAAUGAUUGUCAGUUUUGACGAGAAUAAUGUUAGAUUGGGCUUAUUUUGAAAAUGGAAACUUAUAAAGUCAUUGUUUAUUAGCUUUACAAUAAGUUAUGUACUUCACAAAUUAAUUGGAAACUUACCGU